Messenger RNA from Coccidioides posadasii C735 delta SOWgp, 1933 nucleotides. RefSeq lists its product as uncharacterized. Gene Ontology annotation, molecular function: transmembrane transporter activity. Gene Ontology annotation, cellular component: plasma membrane. Lineage: Eukaryota; Fungi; Ascomycota; Eurotiomycetes; Onygenales; Onygenaceae. The record is from RefSeq and is a predicted model, not a curated record. Gene Ontology annotation, biological process: transmembrane transport.
CUUUGAAGUCGUGCUGUGUUCUGAAAACUGUUCAGAAUAUGGCUCACGUAUCAAGUCCUCCACGGUCCGCCCGGACAUCUCGUACCUACUCUGUCGGCGUGCCAGGCGCAAUUGAUCCAACAGACUUGCCCUUUCGUGAACUGAAUGACAAUGCCGUAUUCGAAGAAUACACGGAGGAAACCGCGGAUGGACAGAUCACUCGGCCUGUCCGAUCCAAUGUGACGGGGAAGAUCGAAGACUACGAGCUCAUUACUUUCAAGGUCGGGGAUCCAGAGAAUCCAAAGAAUUGGAGCAAAGCAUUCAAAUGGUACUGCACUAUGGUCGUUGCGUUUACCUGCUUCGUUGUGGCCUUUAACAGUAGUGUUAUCACCGCGGAUCUGUCUGCAGUCGGAGAGGAAUUUGGCGUUUCCGAAACGGUAACUCUUCUAACAAUCACGCUGUUCGUUAUUGGCUUCGGUGUCGGCCCUAUGAUUUUUGCCCCGUUAUCCGAAAUGGUCGGCCGGAAGCCUGUUUAUGUCGUGACGAUGUUUCUUGCUGUUAUUUUCUUAAUCCCAUGCGCCGUGGCUGAAAAUAUUGCCACCCUUCUUGUUUGUCGCGCUAUCGAUGGCAUUGCGUUCAGUGCUCCUAUGACCUUGGUCGGCGGUACACUCGCCGACAUGUGGCGUAAUGAAGAGAGAGGUGUUCCUAUGGCCGCUUUCAGCGCUGCACCGUUUAUUGGCCCUGCCAUUGGGCCUCUUGCUGGUGGGUUUUUGGGUGACGCCAAAGGGUGGAGAUGGCUCUAUUGGAUUCAGCUUAUCUUAUCUGGAGUCGUCCUCAUCCUCCUGAUAACAAUGCCUGAAACCUAUACACCAACGCUUCUUGCAAAGCGAGCUAAAAAGCUACGAAAAGAAACUGGAAAAUCAAUAUACGUCACGGAGCAGGACUUGGAUUCAAGGCCUAUGGGGGAAAAGCUGCGUAUCUUCCUUUUCCGACCAUUCCAGCUCCUGUUUAUGGAGUUGAUUGUUUUCCUGCUCUCGAUCUACAUGUCUAUUCUAUAUGGUCUGCUUUAUAUGUUUUUCGUGGCAUACCCAAUUGUCUAUGAAAUCGGGAAAGGAUAUUCGCCAGGUAUCACUGGCCUCAUGUUUAUUCCACUGGCCAUCGGUGUGCUGCUCAGUGCUGUUUGCGCACCCUUUGUCAACAAGCAUUACCUAAAAAUUUGCGCCAAAUACAAUGGAAAGCCACCUCCGGAAAUGCGCCUGAUCCCAAUGAUGGCCUCGUGUUGGUUUGUGCCCAUGGGGUUGUUUAUUUUUGCCUGGACAUCGUAUUCCGAGAUUCAUUGGAUUGGCCCAGCCAUGGGAGGAUUUCCCGUUGGUUUCGGGUUCAUCUUCUUGUAUAACUCUUGCAACAAUUAUUUGGUGGACACAUACCAACAUCAGGCAGCGUCGGCUCUCGCUGCGAAGACCUUUUUGCGCUCAAUGUGGGGAGCUUCUGUUGUGCUUUUUACCAACCAGAUGUAUAACCGUAUGGGCUACCAAUGGGCCAGCACUUUCUUGGCUUUCCUGGCGCUGGCGUGCUGCGCCAUUCCAUACGUCUUCUAUUUCAAAGGUGAAGCGAUCCGUCGUUACUCCAAGUUUGCAUAUGCCGGUGAUGAGGAGGAAUCCCCAGCGACAGAGAAGAGGUGAACUGUAACUUUCUUCUCAUUCUUCUCUCCCUCUCUCUUUUUUUCUUUUUUCUUUUUUCUUCUUUUUCCCCUGGCGAGACUGUCUUAAUCUCGAACCGAUGUCAAACGCUUGGCGUAAAAGUUCUUCGCCUUUUGAUACCUCAGAUGAUUCUUGGCGUUUUUUUUUAGCUGCAGCUUGCGAGCGAUCCGGCGUUUUUGUUCUGGAAGAAGACCCUCUCGCUUUGGAGAGGGGUGCAAAGGCGAUAAUUGAUAAUCAUGGUUGUAUAUAUAAGA